Molecule: messenger RNA, 333 nt
Organism: Porites lobata
Lineage: Eukaryota; Metazoa; Cnidaria; Anthozoa; Scleractinia; Poritidae
Source: the annotation of a GenBank genome assembly
UUUACAGGUGAUGUAAGACUUACCGAUGGAGGUGCUCCAAAUCAGGGACGAAUAGAGUUCUAUUCCAAUGACACUUGGUGGACACUCUGUUCCAGUUAUUUCGAUGGUGACGCACACUCUACAGUGUGUCGAAAGCUUGGUUAUAAUAUGGCAACAGGACACUAUCGAGAUGGUGAAUUUGGCGCUGGUAACUUGUCAAUUCUACACACUUCAUUUUACUGCGACUACGGUGCUUACUCCCUCCUCAACUGCACCCAAGGCCCAUGGUACGGAGAGUGUCACCGUGGGGUGGUAGGAGUUGUUUGUGAUGAGAUGGUAUUUGCAGGUAAUUAA